GGGAGGGACCUGGGACUGGCAGCUCCGGCAGCCGAGAUUUCACAUCGGAAACAAAACAGCUGCUGCUCCGGGAGUAACUGCGGCUGCGAGCGGUCGGUGGCGGCGGCGGCGGCGGGAGCGGCAGGGAGAGAACCUAAUCCAGGAGUCUGCAAGUGACAGCAGCCUGCAAGGUCCUUAGACAGUUUGGCCUGGAGGAUAACACAUGAAAGAAAGAACCCCAGGAGGCUUUGUUUUCUGUGAAAAAGUAUUUUUAAACAGUUGCUCCAAUGACAGAGUUACCUGCACCCUUGUCCUACUUCCAGAAUGCACAGAUGUCCGAGGACAACCACCUGAGCAAUACUGUACGUAGCCAGAAUGACAAUAGAGAACGGCAGGAGCACAGCAGGAGACUUGGCAACCCUGAGCCGAUAUCUAAUGGACAACCCCAGGGUAACUCGCAGCAGAUUGUGGAACAAGAGGAAGAAGAUGAUGAGGAACUGACACUGAAAUAUGGCGCCAAACAUGUGAUCAUGCUCUUUGUCCCCGUGACUCUCUGCAUGGUGGUGGUCGUGGCUACCAUCAAAUCAGUCAGCUUUUAUACCCGGAAGGAUGGGCAGCUAAUCUAUACCCCAUUCACAGAAGACACUGAGACUGUGGGCCAGAGAGCCCUGCACUCAAUUUUGAAUGCUGCCAUCAUGAUCAGUGUCAUUGUUGUCAUGACUAUCCUCCUGGUGGUACUGUAUAAAUACAGGUGCUAUAAGGUCAUCCAUGGCUGGCUUAUUAUAUCAUCUUUAUUGUUGCUGUUCUUUUUUUCAUUCAUUUACUUGGGGGAAGUGUUCAAAACCUAUAACGUUGCCGUGGACUACAUUACUGUUGCACUCCUGAUCUGGAAUUUUGGUGUGGUGGGAAUGAUUUCUAUUCACUGGAAAGGUCCACUUCGACUCCAGCAGGCAUAUCUCAUUAUGAUCAGUGCCCUCAUGGCCCUGGUGUUUAUCAAGUAUCUUCCUGAAUGGACUGCAUGGCUCAUCUUGGCUGUGAUUUCAGUAUAUGAUUUAGUGGCUGUUUUGUGUCCAAAAGGUCCGCUUCGUAUGCUGGUUGAAACAGCUCAAGAGAGAAAUGAAACUCUCUUUCCGGCUCUCAUUUAUUCCUCAACAAUGGUGUGGUUGGUGAAUAUGGCAGAAGGAGAUCCAGAAGCCCAAAGGAGGGUAUCCAGAAAUUCCAAGUAUAAUGCAGAAAGCGCAGAAAAUGAAUCACAAGACACUGUUACAGAGAAUGAUGAUGGUGGCUUCAAUGAAGAAUGGGAAGCCCAGAGGGACAGUCAUCUUGGGCCUCAUCAGUCUACACCUGAAUCACGAGCUGCUGUCCAGGAACUUUCCAGCAGCAUCCUAGCGGGUGAAGAUCCAGAGGAAAGGGGAGUAAAACUUGGAUUAGGAGAUUUCAUUUUCUACAGUGUUCUGGUUGGUAAAGCCUCAGCAACAGCCAGUGGAGACUGGAACACAACCAUAGCCUGUUUUGUAGCCAUAUUAAUUGGAUUGUGCCUUACGUUAUUACUCCUCGCCAUUUUCAAGAAAGCAUUGCCAGCUCUUCCCAUCUCUAUCACCUUUGGGCUUGUUUUCUACUUUGCCACGGAUUAUCUUGUGCAGCCCUUUAUGGACCAGUUAGCAUUCCACCAGUUUUAUAUCUAGCAUAUUUCUAAUUAGAAUCCCAUGGAUGUUUCUCCUUUGACUACAGUAAAAUCUGGGGAGGACAAAGGUGAUUUUCCUGUGUCCACAUCUAACAAAGUCAAGAUUCCUGGCUGGACUUUUGCAGCUUCCUUCCAAGUUUUCCUGACCAACCUGCACUAUUGGACAUUGGAAGGAGAUAUCUACAGAAAAUGGUUUUGAACAAACUUCAUUGUGGUGAACUAUGUCCCUCGGUGCAAAAACUACCAGAUUUGAGGGACGGGGCAAGGACACACGACGGGCAAGAAGCUCUGUGCUCCACCAGUGGCUUGACCCUUGGUCACAGGGAGGUUUUCCCAACACCGCGGACUCUCAGGACUGCCGUAACCAGAAGGUUAAAUGAAGCAGUUUAAACCACACAGAACUGUUCAUCUUAAACUUCAUGUUGAAAAUCAACUUAAUAAAUCUGUGUUGAUUGAA
Messenger RNA from Cynocephalus volans (Philippine flying lemur), 2120 nucleotides. RefSeq names its product presenilin 1 (gene PSEN1). Gene Ontology annotation, biological process: smooth endoplasmic reticulum calcium ion homeostasis; intracellular signal transduction; protein processing. Gene Ontology annotation, cellular component: endoplasmic reticulum; plasma membrane; nucleus. The record is from RefSeq and is a predicted model, not a curated record. Lineage: Eukaryota; Metazoa; Chordata; Mammalia; Dermoptera; Cynocephalidae. Gene Ontology annotation, molecular function: aspartic endopeptidase activity, intramembrane cleaving; cadherin binding; beta-catenin binding. Bases 267 to 1664 code for a protein of 465 amino acids. The transcript has 12 exons.